This is a messenger RNA of Perca flavescens (yellow perch), 2810 nucleotides long. RefSeq names its product phospholipid phosphatase related 5b (gene plppr5b). The coding region runs from base 286 to 1263 and encodes 325 amino acids. Gene Ontology annotation, molecular function: phosphatidate phosphatase activity. Lineage: Eukaryota; Metazoa; Chordata; Actinopteri; Perciformes; Percidae. The transcript is spliced from 8 exons. Gene Ontology annotation, cellular component: plasma membrane. Gene Ontology annotation, biological process: phospholipid metabolic process; signal transduction; phospholipid dephosphorylation. The record is from RefSeq and is a predicted model, not a curated record.
GGCAGCAUCCACCUCAGCCUACCACGGACUGACCUGAGCCGCGCAUGCGUCUGAGCAAAACCCUCGUGCAUGCACCACCACCAAGGAGGAUCCGGUAAUUAAACCCAGCAAAGUGUGGAGGGAAUAGCCGGGAGCUAGCGGAGCCGGUGUUAGCUGCACAGCAGGCAGCGGACAUUGUCGCUGUGUGAACCCUGAACCGGUGCCGUGUGCUGCUGUUGUUUAGCCGGCUGAGACUCCAGAGAGGCUGCACAAACUCUUGGAGCUGUCCAAGAAGAGGAAGUCAACAUGCCACCAAAACAACUCGGGAGAUCAGAGCGAAGGAAACUGUUCACGUCACUGGCAGGCGAGCUGGUGAUCAUGGCCGGGACCGUCAUGCUGGCCUACUACUUUGAGUACACCGACACCUUCAGCGUGCACGUGCAGGGCUUCUUCUGCUACGACACCACGUACACCAAGCCCUACCUGGGGCCGGAGGACAGCAGCGCCGUCCCGCCCGUCCUGCUCUACGCCCUGGUGGCCGGGCUGCCCACGCUGCUGAUCACAAUAACGGAGACGGUGCUGUUCCUGGUCCAGUACACGUCCAAAGAGUUUGACCGCUCAGAGAAGACGGUAGCCACCGGGGACUGCUGUUACCUCAACCCGCUGGUGCGCAGGACCUUCCGCUUCCUCGGAGUCUACACCUUUGGCCUCUUCACCGUUGACAUCUUUGUUAAUGCAGGCCAGGUAGUGACCGGGAACCUGGCCCCCUACUUCCUGACGGUGUGUAAGCCCAACUACACAGCGCUGGGCUGCCAGCAGGCCCUGCGCUACAUCAGCCACCAGGAGGCCUGCACGGGAAACCAGGACGACAUCCUGCGCGCCCGCAAGACCUUCCCAUCCAAGGAGGCCGCACUCAGUGUCUACGCUGCACUCUACCUGGCUAUGUAUGUGACGUGCACGGUGCAGGCCAAAGGCACGCGUCUGGCCAAGCCCAUGCUGUCUCUGGGGCUCAUGUGUCUGGCCUUCCUCACCGGUCUGAACCGCGUGGCUGAAUACCGCAACCACUGGUCGGACGUCAUCGCUGGCUUCAUCAUCGGCACAGCCAUUGCAACUUUCCUGGUGGUGUGUGUAGUGCAUAACUUCAAAGGAAAGUUACUGCUGUGCGAGGAGUCACCAGCGGAGCAGCGGCCGAACACAGGCAUGCUGAACAUCGGCCGAAUGGAGAGUCCUCUGGAGAAGUACAUCGCCUCACAGAAUCACAUCGCCUUCGCUGAGGUCACAUGACGUGGAGUCGGCCGUGUGGCAGACCCAUUGGACGUCCACGCUCUUCACCGUCCAAUCCAAUUAACCGGAGUGCAGUGCUAAACCCAUUCUCUGUGUAUGUCUGGUCUGCGGUAUGUUGUUCUAUGUUGUCUUUUAUCAGGCCCCUGUUGUCAUUUGCAGCUUCUUGUAUUCAAGGAAAAAAAAAUAACGAAAGAAGAGUCAGUAACUCAGUGGGACAGGUUGCUUCUGCUUUCUCCAUCUAUGCACUUAUUCUGAAUCCUUUUGAAUCUCGCCACCAAAAUGACUGUUGCGAGGUGGACAGGUUGUACACUGUGGGACACUAGAAGAACAAGAGAAGAACUGGAUUGCACCAUCUCAAAUCUGCCAAGGUCCAUUAUGUUCUCCUGGUGGGGUUAUGUUGUGUAAAACAGAGUGUUCCAAUCAGAUGGCUGUAAGUCGUUAAGUUGAGUGAGAGUGUCCAAACAGAGAAAGAUGAAGAACCCUCUCUUGUUAUGUCGCUAAAGUUUUGUUUUUGCUGUCAUCACAUCACCUUUAUAACAUUCAGAGAGCUGCUUUGAAUAUCAGAAUAUGACAUUGACUGCUGGGCCCAUAUUUAUCAAACCAAAUGGGACAUUUUAACUUAAAGAAGCAGUGUGUUUACCUUGCAUGGCAGCUGGAUUCUCGCGAUAUGCCGCGAGAGUUGCAAUUUAUUUGGGCUAUUUUUAUGCAUUUGUUAGACCUUUUGACAGUUGAGACAUGGCAGGAAAUGUGGGGAGAGAGAUGGGGAGGGACAUGCGACAAAGGUUCCUGUCCAGACUCCUAUUUUAUUGUAGUUAGAUUGAUUUGCUGCUGGUUUGAUGUCUUGUCUUACCUUGCACAGCAGCUGAAUGCCCAUGAUAUCACGAGAUCAUGCGAGAAGCUACCGGCAGCUACAGCGUGGUUUAGGUGUGUUUGACGGCCGCGACAACAAUGGCAGACGUGUCGGACAGUUGGUUCAUCCAAUCACCUGCCAGGUAUUUAUUUUGAAAGUGCCCGUCCUUUUACAAACAGUUUCCAGUGACAACUUCUCACAGUUCUGUGUUAAAAAAAAACAUCUGGCUCGUCAGGUUACAUGACACCUGCCAGCCUCUGUAGAUUUUCACAAGUCAAAGAAAAACUACAAUGGAUGCUCGUUAAGUUGGCAGAGUGUAAGAUUCAGGGGGGUAUUGGCAGAAAUGGAAUAUAAUCAUAUUUAUGUUUUCAUAAGUGUAAAAUCACCUGAAACUAAGAAUUGUUGGGUUUAUGUUUGGCUUAGAAUAGAAUUCAUUUCUACAUAGGGAGCAGGUCCUCUUCCAUGGAGCCUGCCAUGUUUUCUACAGUAGCCCAGAACGGACAAACCAAACACUGGCUCUAAAGAGGGCCUUUUGCUUUUUAUUUCGUUACCUGAAGGCCACCAUGGGUUCUUUGCACGCUUACAAAGGGACGGGUGAGGGGAAUGGUAUUCAGUUGCUAUCUCCGACCUCACCACUAGAUGCCACUAAAUCCUACACACUGCUCCUUUAAAUGAAAGAUAAAGCUGAAAAAAAGUG